Messenger RNA from Pistacia vera, 1702 nucleotides. RefSeq names its product delta(12)-fatty-acid desaturase FAD2-like. The record is from RefSeq and is a predicted model, not a curated record. Gene Ontology annotation, biological process: lipid metabolic process. The transcript has 3 exons. Lineage: Eukaryota; Viridiplantae; Streptophyta; Magnoliopsida; Sapindales; Anacardiaceae. Bases 374 to 1525 code for a protein of 383 amino acids. Gene Ontology annotation, molecular function: oxidoreductase activity, acting on paired donors, with oxidation of a pair of donors resulting in the reduction of molecular oxygen to two molecules of water.
AUUCAGAGUUGCAAGGGCCGGCCACUCUACAGAACGGCCACCACUACAACCACCACCGACUCCGCCACCGGAGACAGAGAGAGCGUUUUGUACUCACUCGUCGUAAUCAUCUUCUUCAGUCCCGAGGAUCCAUCUUAUUGGAAAUUGUGUAGGAAAAAAUUUGUGUGUUGGCUAUGUGCAUGUCUGACAAGCCAAUUAUAUCAGUACAAGUGACGGGUAUGAUUGGCGUGUGAGAUAUGCACAUGGGCAUCUCCAAUCUUUUCUCAAAGAGGAGGCGCCGAAAGCUUGAUUAAAUACGUUAAUAAAUUUUAUUGGUAUUUUCGUGGAACUUAGGAAGUUUAGUUUAUUAUGCAGCCGGCCAGGUUGCAGAACAAUGGGUGCAGGUGGUAGAGCGGUUCAAUCCGCCACCAAGAGGGUGGAAACUGACCCCCUGAAGCGAGUUCCGGUUUCGAAGCCACCAUUCACUCUCAGCCAGGUCAAGAAAGCAAUCCCACCUCACUGUUUCCAGCGUUCUGUUAUCCGGUCAUUCUCAUAUGUUGUUUAUGACCUCACUAUCGCCGCUUUCUUGUUUUAUGCUGCAACAUCUUACAUUCCAAUGCUUCCGCCCACUCUCUCUUAUCUGGCCUGGCCGGUUUACUGGGCCGUUCAAGGUUGCAUCUUAACUGGUGUUUGGGUCAUAGCUCAUGAAUGUGGCCACCAUGCCUUCAGUGACUAUCAAUGGCUUGAUGACACUGUUGGUCUUAUCCUUCACUCUGGCUUGCUUGUACCUUACUUCUCCUGGAAGUAUAGCCAUCGCCGCCAUCAUUCCAACACGGGCUCUCUCGAAAGGGAUGAAGUCUUCGUCCCAAAACAGAAAACUGGUAUCAGAUGGUAUUCCAAGUACCUUAACAACCCACCUGGUCGAAUCUUCACUCUGAUCACAACGCUCACGCUUGGAUGGCCGCUGUACUUAGCAUUCAAUGUUUCAGGCAGGCACUAUGAUCGCUUCGCUUGUCACUUCGAUCCUAAAAGUCCUAUAUAUUCAGAUCGUGAGAGGCUCCAAAUUUUCAUUUCUGAUGCGGGCAUUUUAGCUAUUACAUAUGGUCUUUACCGUCUUGUACUAGCAAAAGGCCUUGGUUGGGUGCUGUGUGUUUACGGAGGGCCAUUGUUGGUGGUAAAUGGAUUUCUUGUUCUAAUUACCUUCUUGCAGCAUACUCACCCUUCAUUGCCUCAUUAUGACUCAUCCGAAUGGGACUGGUUUAGAGGAGCACUAGCAACAGUCGAUAGAGAUUACGGAAUCCUUAACAAGGUCUUCCAUCACAUAACAGAUACUCAUGUAACACACCAUCUGUUCUCUACUAUGCCACAUUAUCACGCCGAGGAGGCGACCAAGGCAGUCAAGCCAAUUUUAGGAGAAUAUUACCAAUACGAUGGGACCUCAGUCUUCAAGGCAAUGUAUAGGGAGACAAAGGAGUGUAUGUAUGUCGAGCCAGAGGAAGGCGAAGACCAAAACAAAGGUGUGUACUGGUAUAAAAACAAGAUAUGAUGAUGAUGAAGAAAUAGUUAAAAUUUGCAUUGUGACUUUCCUUUUCCUGGUAAAACGUAGGAUGUGCUUCAAUUUCUGCUUCCAAUUGAACUAAUUUUAGUUUGUGUUUCAUCCAAUAAUUUCAAAUUAUGCCCCCAAUUUUUGUUCUCUUAUUAUGAGCCAAGUAGUUUUAUUUGA